CGUACGAUAAUUAUCAUGCGUCCUCCGUCUCCUUCGCUCCCAGAGCGAGACUUCACUCUAGAAGCACUCAAGCAGUCUUUACGUGUUGACGGCCGCGGUCCUUUAGAUAUGCGGGCAGUUGUGCUUAGUUUUGGACCCGAACUAGGAUGGGUUGAGUGUUCAUUGGGAAAGACGCGAGUUCUAGCACAUGUUGAUGCGAAGAUGGUAAAGCCACCUGAAGAGCGGCCGCUUGAAGGUAUAAUCACUAUCCAUUCGGAAAUAUCACCCAUGGCGUCAAGUGAUUUUGAACCAGGACGACCAAGUGAAGAGGAAGUUCUGAUCACGCGUAUGUUGGAAAAGGUUUUACGAAGAAGCGAUGCAGUGGAUAAAGAGUCACUAUGCGUCUUAGCUGGCCAACGUGUAUGGCAUCUGCGACUAACGAUACAUUUCCUUGCUGACGCUGGCAAUAUGCUUGAUUGUGCUUGUUUGGCUGGCAUGGUCGCGCUUAAGCAUUUCCGAAGACCCGAAGUGGAAGUAAUUGGAGAUGAAGUUACACUUCAUUCACCAGAAGAACGCGCACCUGUACCUCUGUCCUUACACCACACACCUUUCUGUCUAACAUUCGCAUAUUUCGAUGAGCCAGAUACACCGUCGAUUUUAGAUCCCGCACGACUCGAACAAACACUUGCAACCGGAACUCUUUCCCUCGCAUUAAAUGCCCAACGCGAACUUUGCGUCGUACAAAAGGCUGGUGGUGUCCCGCUCGCACAAGAAGAGAUUUUACGAAUGAUUGAUGUAGGGAUCACGAAAGUGAAGGAGCUGGAUGCUUUUGUUGACAAGAGAUUGAAGGAAGAUUGGGCUGGGAGAAUAGUUGAAGUGAGAUAGUAUAAACGCGGUGAUCAAAAAAUGUACUUAUAGUCAAAAUACCGAGCAUGCUUCCGCAAAACCCUUCUGUCUAUACAUCUCUUUGCAGUUUCUGAAACCACUUCUUGCUCCCGCCAUCACAUUGGGCGCUUCCUGCAAUCUGUCUUUCGACGUUCAAGAGGCCUUCUCAUUACGUAAUCCCGACCGAUAUUUAAAAAUGUACGAUACCCGACACAGAAAAUCGCAAAGUUGUUA
Fomitiporia mediterranea MF3/22 is the source of this 1098-nucleotide messenger RNA. RefSeq lists its product as uncharacterized. The record is from RefSeq and is a predicted model, not a curated record. Lineage: Eukaryota; Fungi; Basidiomycota; Agaricomycetes; Hymenochaetales; Hymenochaetaceae. Gene Ontology annotation, cellular component: cytoplasmic exosome (RNase complex); nuclear exosome (RNase complex). The transcript has 6 exons. Gene Ontology annotation, biological process: U1 snRNA 3'-end processing; TRAMP-dependent tRNA surveillance pathway; exonucleolytic trimming to generate mature 3'-end of 5.8S rRNA from tricistronic rRNA transcript (SSU-rRNA, 5.8S rRNA, LSU-rRNA). The coding region runs from base 16 to 864 and encodes 282 amino acids.